AUGGCGGAAGAAUCCCCAGAGCUCCAGGCCGCCCUGCGGAGUCUGGACCGGGAAUUGGAGGAGGGCGAUAUCACCGAGAAAGGAUACCAGAAGCGACGGACGGUUCUGCUGUCACAGUAUUUCGGCCCAAACAAACCUCUCGAGAUAAACCCCCACGCCCCCGCCGGUUAUGAUGCACCGUCACCGAACAGCCCUGGAAUGGCGCCGCCGGCCAUCUUGAACGUUCGCCCUCCAACCGCCGAAUCUUCCAUCCCAGGAAUAUCAUCUCCAACUUACGCGGACGACUACAGUGAUCAACACAGCGGAAGUGUCGGAUAUGACCAUGGCCCUGGUAUGGAUCACAGUCAAUCGAGGAAGCCGUCGGGUGCUUCUUUCGAAGGAGAUGGCGCGGGCAUGCUCCAAGCCAGUGCCCAUGACCGGAUGCCUUCCUCAAGUUCUUAUGACUCCUUGUUUCUUCCCAGGCCUGCAGGCCCAGGCGGCCCAGGCCCCGAUGGCUCGAGAACCGCGACAUUGAUGAGCCAGAACUACGCGUUCAACCCUAAUUCACAACAGGAGUAUGUCUCGCAACCGGAGUUUGGCCAAACCGAAUAUGCCCAGGCCGAGUAUCCUCCAGCUGAGUAUGCUCAGCCCGAAUUCAUGGACGAUGGCAUGGGAUAUUAUGACCCAGCAUCCGGAGGACCCACGCGACAGUCGACAAUGCUGGACUCCCAACAAGGUUACUUUUCCGACUUCGCGGGACAGCAGCAUGAUGAUUACAGAGAUAGCUAUGGGGGUGGGUUCCAUCGCUACUCUCAGUCUGGUGAAGCCUUCUCGCCUACGGCCAACAUGGCCCCUCCAUUGAUGCCCGCUUCCGAACUUCAGCAUGGGCCGGCGAUUGAACAUCUACUUCCCCUCGAGCCACGAGAGAUUCCUUUCGCAUUGAAUGAUCCUCACGACAAGAAUAUCCCAAUGUCCAACUUUGACAAUCUCCCCACAGUUCUGCGACAUCGCGCUCGGGCCCAUCCCAAGCAGGCAGCAUAUUGGGUUUUGGACACGAAAGGAAAGGAAUUGGCAUCGAUCACCUGGGAGAAGCUGUCUGCUCGCGCAGAGAAGGUUGCUCAGGUCAUCCGUGACAAGAGUAACCUCUACCGCGGAGACAGAGUCGCCCUCAUCUACCGCGAGGCUGAAAUUAUCGAAUUCGCAGUCGCCCUGCUCGGCUGCUUCAUUGCAGGAGUCGUUGCGGUGCCAAUUAACAGCCUAGAUGAUUACACAAGUCUCAACCUGGUUCUCACAUCCACUCAAGCACAUUUGGCUCUUACGACAGAAAACAACCUGAAGAACUUCCAGCGUGAUAUCACAGCACAGAAGCUCAGUUGGCCGAGAGGAGUCGAGUGGUGGAAGACAAACGAAUUCGGUAGUUUCCACCCAAAGAAGAAAGAUGAUACUCCCCCGCUGCAAGUCCCUGAUCUGGCCUACAUUGAGUUUGCGCGGGCUCCGACCGGUGAUCUGCGUGGUGUUGUGAUGAGCCACCGAACUAUCAUGCACCAGAUGGCUUGCUUGAGUGCAAUUAUUUCCACAGUUCCUACGGAUGCCAGUGCCAGGCAAUAUGCAACCAAGGGCGAGACGAUUAUCAGUUAUCUCGACCCAAGACAAGGCAUUGGUAUGAUUAUGGCGAUCCUUUUCACUGUCUAUGGCGGCCAUACUACGGUCUGGCACGAGGAUCGCGCUGUAGAGACACCUGGUCUCUACGCCCAUCUCAUCACCAAGUACAAGGCGACAGUCAUGGCAACUGACUACUCUGGUCUCAAGAUUGCCACCUAUAACUACCAGCAAGACCCGAUGUCCACCAGACAUUUCAAGAAGAACUCUGAGCCCAACUUCAGCAGCGUUAAAAUCUGCCUCAUUGAUACCCUCACCCUUGACCCCGAGUUCCAUGAAAUUCUGGCAGACAGAUGGCUUCAACCAAUGAGAAACCCACGAGCCCGGGAGAUCGUGGCUCCUAUGCUAUGCUUGCCGGAACACGGAGGCAUGGUUAUCAGUAUGCGCGAUUGGCUCGGCGGUGAAGAACGAAUGGGAUGCUCUCUCACCCAUGAAAUGGAUCCCGCUGGUCGUGACGACAAGAAGGAAGACGAGAGCCUCAUCAAGUCUGAAACCAAUACUCGGUUCGGAAGCAGUCUUCUGGGCGGUGGAUCACGGGUUUCCACGCCCAAGCAGACUAGCAAGAACGAACUGAGUGAGGUCCUCCUCGACAAGGAGGCCUUGAAAAGCAACGAAGUUGUUGUCUUGGCCAUGGGCGAAGAUGCAAGGAAGUACGCCAGUAGUAUGCCACACGCUGUACGUGUUGGUGCUUUCGGCUACCCAAUUCCUGAUGCAACUCUUUCCGUUGUUGAUCCUGAAACAAAUCUUCUUUGCACCCCGAAUGUCAUCGGAGAAAUUUGGGUUGACUCGCCGUCUCUCUCUGGUGGCUUUUGGGCAUUGCCUAAACACACAGAGGCCAUCUUCCACGCCCGCCCCUACAAGUUUGAAGAGGCUAAUCCAACUCCAAUUCUUGUGGAACCUGAGUUCCUGCGAACUGGUCUGCUUGGAUGUGUGAUUGAGGGCAGACUAUUUGUGCUGGGUCUCUAUGAGGACCGUCUCCGCCAGAAGGUCGAAUGGGUUGAACACGGUCAAGAGAUCGUUGAGCACAGAUAUUUCUUUGUCCAACAUCUGACCGUUAGUAUCCUGAAGAAGGUGCCGAAGAUUCAUGAUUGCACAGCGUUUGAUGUGUUUGUGAAUGAGGAACAUCUUCCGGUGAUUAUACUGGAGUCUUAUUCGGCAUCAACCGCACCAACAACCUCUGGUGGACCCCCCAGACAGCUCGACUCCGUUUUGCUUGACUCGCUGGCAGACCGAUGUAUGGAGAUCCUGUAUCAGGAGCAUCAUCUCCGAGUGUACUGUGUCCUCCUCACGGCCCCAAACACUCUCCCCCGCGUCACCAAAAAUGGCAGACAGGAGAUCGGUAACAUGCUUUGUCGCAAGGACUUUGAGUCUGGCAUGUUGCAAGCUGUGCAUGUUAAAUUUGGAGUUGAGCGAUCAGUGAUGAAUCUGCCCGUCGGUGUCGAUCCUGAGGGUGGUAUCUGGUCUCCACUCGCUCUGGCGUCGAGACAAGACAUGCUUGCUUACCAAGAAAAGCAAUACUCGGGCGUUGACUACCGUGAUGUUGUCAUGGAUGAUCGAACCUCCACGCCAUUGAACAACUUUAACACCAUUGUGGACCUCCUCCACUGGCGAGUCUCCCGCCAGGCCGAAGAGCUUUCCUACUGCUCUAUCGAUGGCCGCGGCAAAGAAGGAAAGGGUAUCACUUGGAAGAAGUUUGAUCUCAAGGUCUCCGCUGUAGCGACAUACCUCAAGAACAAGGUCAAGGUCCGGCCUGGCGAUCAUCUUGUGCUGAUGUACACCCACUCAGAGGAGUACAUCUAUGCUGUUCAUGCUUGUUUCUGCUUGGGCGCAGUUGCCAUUCCAAUGGCCCCUAUUGAUCAGAAUCGUCUCUCAGAGGACGCACCUGCCUUCCUACACAUCAUCGGCGAUUUCGGCGUCAAAGCCAUUAUCGUCAACACGGAAGUUGACCAAGUCAUGAGACAGAAGCUUGUUUCUCAGCACAUCAAGCAGUCCGCCCAAGUCCUCCGCAUUGGUGUUCCUGCCAUCUAUAAUACCACCAAGCCUUCGAAGCAGUCCCACGGUUGCCGCGAACUUGGCUAUACCGUGAAAGAUACCUGGCUCCAGGCCAACAAGCCCGCUUUGAUUUGGACUUAUUGGACUCCAGACCAACGCAGAAUCUCUGUGAAUAUCUCCCAUGAGACCAUCAUGGGUAUGUGCAAAGUUCAAAAAGAGACGUGCCAAAUGACAAGCUCAAGACCUGUCCUCGGAAGUGUGCGCAGUACUUUGGGUCUUGGAUUCCUUCAUACAUGUUUGAUGGGUAUCUUUGUUGGUGCCCCCACGUAUCUCGUUUCUCCAGUUGACUUUGCUACAAACCCCAUGACCCUCUUUGUCACACUCGCUCGGUACAAGAUCAAGGACACCUACGCCACUAGUCAGAUGUUGGAUUACGCCAUGAGUGCUAUGGCUGGAAAGGGCUUCCAAUUACAGGAGCUGAAGAACCUCAUGAUCUCCUCAGAGGGUCGUCCCAGAGUGGAUAUCUAUGGAAAGGUUCGCCUUCACUUUGCCAAUGCCAGCUUGGAUCGCACAGCAAUCAACAUGGUGUAUUCCCACGUCCUGAACCCUAUGGUCACAACGAGAUCAUACAUGUGCAUUGAACCAAUCGAGCUCUGGCUCGACUUGCGAAGCCUCCGACAAGGUCUCAUUUACCCUGUGGACCCCGAUGCCGACCCAACUGCCCUCUUGUUGCAGGAUUCGGGUAUGGUACCAGUCAACACGCAGAUCGCGAUUGUGAACCCAGAAACUUGCACCCUUGCUCAUGUUGGCGAGUACGGUGAGAUCUGGAUACAGUCCGAUGCUUGUGCCCAGGGAUUCUACAAAUCGAAGCAAGAGUUUGACUCUGAGCGGUUGAACGGUCGUGUCGCGGACGGCGAUCCUAGUGUGCCCUAUGUUCGCACUGGUGAUCUUGGUUUCCUUCAUACUGUAACUCGACCUAUCGGUCCCGGUGGUCAGCCGGUCGAGAUGCAAGUGUUGUUCCUUCUCGGUGGUAUCGGCGAGACUUUUGAGGUCAAUGGUCUCAACCACUUCCCUGUGGACAUUGAAAACUCCGUGGAGAGGUGCCAUCGCAACAUCGUGAAUGGAGGAUGUGCAAUUUUCCAAGCCGGCGGCCUUGUUGUCGUCGUCGUCGAGGUUACACGAAAGGCUUACCUGGCCUCUCUCGUGCCUGUCAUUGUUGAUGCCAUCCUCGCGGAACACCAAGUCAUCGCUGAUAUUGUCGCUUUCGUCUCUUAUGGCGACUUCCCUCGCUCGCGCUUGGGUGAAAAGCAACGUGGAAAGGUUCUCGCUUCCUGGGUUACCCGGAAGCUGCGCACCCUUGCUCAAUUCAGCAUUCGUGAUUUAGAGGGCACCGACAACCCAUUCGGAGAAGUUCCCAACCAUCGCCUGAGCAGGAUAUCGAAGCCCGGAAGCACUAUGGGUACCAGCAUCCGGCAGUCUACCAUGAACCCAGACAUGGAGCCACUCCCACAAUCUCCAGUCGGUGUGACAUUGGAGGAGACUAUCCACCCAUCGGCAAACUACCCUGCUGACGGUGCUGGAACGAUGCGACGAAUCGAGACCGCCACUGAUAACAGCGUGAAAUCAACACCUGUUCCAGAGCCUACUCCCGGCGUGCCUCACAUCAAGGAGCCGCAAUCUGCGACUAUUGUUACCGAGUUUGACGAUCACCACUACGAUACAUUGGAUCACCCCGAGGGAGCACCAGACGCCAACCGUAACUUCCGGUUCAGCUUUGAGACCCCCCUCGAGCCCCAGGGACAGGGAUACGCCGGUGCUGAACGGCCGUCUACCGGACGAGACUCCCUUCCCAGUCAACAAGGAUGGGAUUACAACAGCGGCGCACCAAUUGGCGUCGCUCAUGCUGACCCUGGCCGCCCACGCACGCAGGACAGCGGACUGAUCGACGACUGGCCCCAGGAAGCACUGAUGUACCAGUCAGCACUUGGCGCAGAAGACGGUCAUCACCCGAAUCAUGCACGAAACCCCUACGACGGAAGCGGGUACGGUGCUUAA
Molecule: messenger RNA, 5685 nt
Organism: Penicillium brevicompactum
Lineage: Eukaryota; Fungi; Ascomycota; Eurotiomycetes; Eurotiales; Aspergillaceae
Product: putative AMP binding domain protein
Exons: 6
Coding region: 1-5685 (1894 amino acids)
Cellular component (GO): cytosol
Source: RefSeq, a predicted model, not a curated record